AUGUCUAAAGACACUAAAGUGAGACCAACUCAAACCCAGAUGAGGUAUUUGGUUGAUCUAAUGGCCAAUGAUCAACAAUUGUGUUCGGGCAAGUUUACUAAAAGUUUUACACAUAAAAUUGCUCAACAAAGAUGGGAAAGCAUCUCUAUUCAAUUAAAUGCAUUACCAGGUGCGGAGAAGAGUUGGAAUAAGUGGAAGAAAACAUGGCAAGAUACUAGAAACAUAACAAAAUCUAAAGCGGCAGCGAUUAAAAGGCACAUAGGAGGUACAGGGGUAGACGGAAAAAAAAACCAAGGAAAAAAAAACCAAGGAAAAAAAAACCAAAAAAAAAAAACCAAAAAAUAA
Macrosiphum euphorbiae (potato aphid) is the source of this 345-nucleotide messenger RNA. Lineage: Eukaryota; Metazoa; Arthropoda; Insecta; Hemiptera; Aphididae. The record is from the annotation of a GenBank genome assembly.